AUGAUCUUGUUAUCACAUUUUCUCAUAGAAUCGAGAUAAGAGACGUUCUGUCAGAUAAAAAAAUGUAAUAAAAAUAUUUGUAUCUCAAUUUGUGUUUUAUUAUAAUUACAGUUUUUCAAAUGGUUACACUCGUGUUUAUAUAUUUUACUCAGUUUUUUUGAAAAUUACGUUUGUUAUUUAAAAUAAAAUAUGAAAGAAUUAUGGAUUAUAACUAUAGCCUGUGUACAGGCAUUACUCGCCCAAUUCAACCCAACUCUUCCAAAUGGAUAUAGCUUCACACAAAACUCACCAGGAAACAAUUUUCUUGCAUCACAGCGAAACAAUGGAGUUCAGAUAAAUAAUGGAAUGAAUCGUUUACAAGUUGGUAAUCUACCUAUAAACCAAUUGCCAAAUGUUUCGCCAAAUAUGCCAGUGAAUUUGGCAAAUAAUUUGCCAACGAAUAUACCAAUCAAUUUACCCAAUGUAUAUUCAAACAAUGUUCAAAAUAAUUUACAAAUUGCAAAUAGAUUACCGAACUUGCCUGUACCGAACAGACUGGCGAAUUUUCAACAACAAAAUUAUCCGAUAGCAAAUUAUGGAAAUUUCGUACAAAACGUUCCUUUGCAAAAUAAUUAUGCACUCAAUAAUUUACCAAACAAUAUACAGCUGAGUAAUUUACCCAUCGGGAAUUUUCCGAUAGGCAAUAAUUAUCAAAUAAACAAUUUACCUGUUCCUAAUUUACCACUUAAUAAUAAUUUACCAAAUAAUCUUAAUCUUUUACUAAACAAUUACGCUUCAGCUAAUAUGCCACAGUCAUACAAUAUAGGGUUUUCAAACAUACCAGGAUUAAAUAAUUUAGUACUUAACAAUUUGGCAAAUACUAAUGUACGAAUUCCUAAUAAUAACCAAGUGUCAUUGUUAAAUAAUGCUCAGUUAUAUAGUAAUGCUCAAACAAAUAAUUUACCAUACGCCAAUAAUUUAAUAUCAGCGAAUUAUCUCCAAGCGAAUCCUGCUAACAAUUUACAAAUUGGCAACGUGCCUGUAAAUUUUAACUUGCCUAACAAUUAUCCAAUAAAUUAUAAUUUAGCAAAUACAAAUCCCAAUUCAGUAGCAAAUGUAAAUAAUUUACAAACAAAUAAUUUACAGUUGGCCAAUAUGCCAAUAACCAACAACGCUCAAAUGAAUGGCUUGCCAGUAAAUAAUUUAUACAAUUUCAAUGCUCCAAACAAUUUGAUGACAAACAUUGGCCAAACAUUACCAACAUCUUUGAUCCAACCAAAUCAAAAUCUGCUUCAAAAUCCAAAUAGUGUAAGUUUUGGUAAUGACUGUGGAUGCAAAGCGAACGCCAUGUUUUUAUUAGACGACAAUGUUGCCAAUUCUUUGCCAACUACGCCAGUCGUAUCGUUGAGUGGCAUGCAACUUAGCCAACUUGGGAAAACGCCAUUGUUCAACGGGUUGCCAGUGAUUGGCUUGACAGAAAGUAUUGUAAAUUUGAAGCCACUUUAGUAGCAGGUAUUGUAAAAUGCACUAAGAAAAUACAAUGAAAACAGUAUUUACAACAAAUAUGAUUGCUUAGCAGCAGAAUAAACAUACAUACAUAAAAUCACGCCUCUUUCCCGGAGGGGUAGGCAGAGACUACAUCUUUCCACUUGCCAUGAUCUCUGCAUAUUUCCUUGACUUCAUUCACAUUCAAAACUCUCUUCAUGCAAGCUCCUCGGUUUCGGGUACUUUUGAGCAGACCCUUUGCCCGGACGUCCUUAAUUAAUAAAGAAUAAAGGUUCGAAAAAUAUGGACAUUUUGGACAUGACAUUACCUUUUUAAAAUUAUAUUAUAAUAUAAAUAUAAUUUGUUAUUACGUUUGAUACGUUGUUGGAAAGAAUAAAUGUUUUAUAUUUUUGUUUAUUUGCAGUUUCAUUUCUGUCUUCAUGUCAUUUAUCCCUUGCUACUUUAAAAUUCACUGAUUAUUAUGACAUGAUGGCCAGCAAGAAAAUUAAGUUAACUAAUGUGUUUUAUUUAUUGAAACUGUGCGCAUAACAAAGGUAGUAAGUAAUAUGAAAACAAUAUAAUCCAAAAAAAAUAUGCCCGUGACUUCGUCCGCAUGGAAACCCUGUUUGGAAUCAAUCCCGCGGGAACUCUGGGAUAAAAAGUAGCCUAUGUGUUAUUUUGGUUCUUCAGCUACUCACACACCAAAUUUCAUCGUAAUCGGUUCAGUAGUUUUUUCGUGAAAUAGUAACAAACAUCCGUACUGAAAUCCUGACAUACUCAAAAACUUUCGCAUUUAUAAUAUUAGUAGGAUAUCUUUUAUUUUAAUCUUAGCACUAUAAACAUUUCCCGAUUUUUAUAUUUAGUAAUAUCUAUC
Molecule: messenger RNA, 2338 nt
Organism: Amyelois transitella
Lineage: Eukaryota; Metazoa; Arthropoda; Insecta; Lepidoptera; Pyralidae
Product: protein PF3D7_1417600
Exons: 2
Coding region: 190-1485 (431 amino acids)
Source: RefSeq, a predicted model, not a curated record